UGUUUGUAUGUGGUAAGUUCGGCAAGGUGAAAACUCUUAUCUCAAAUUAGACUACAUAUGCAGUGAAGGAAUGAUGAAUUUUGUUAUCAUUUUACCUAUUGACAGGCAAAACAUCUAACUAACAUGAAAAUUACUGUGAUUUUCCUUGCGAUUUUGAUAGUGUACGUCAAGAGUGAGAGCUGUACAUCAUCUAUUGAUGUUUGCACGGUGACCUCGUGCAGAAACUCUACUCUACAUUGCGUCGAUAACAAGUGCACGUGUUUAUCUACACCAACACGUCAGAAAUGCGUUGUGAGAUCAGACUGUUACAGCGCCGUAGCUGAUGCGGAUCAUCAUCAUUGUCGGGUAGACUCAACUGGUGCGGUGAUUUUCCAUUGUAUUGAUAAUAUUUGCCGGUGUGAGCCGAACUUCCAUACUGGAAAUUAAAAAAUAAAGUGCAUAUCCUGUUCAA
Messenger RNA from Ruditapes philippinarum (Manila clam), 451 nucleotides. RefSeq lists its product as uncharacterized. The transcript is spliced from 3 exons. The coding region runs from base 124 to 426 and encodes 100 amino acids. Lineage: Eukaryota; Metazoa; Mollusca; Bivalvia; Venerida; Veneridae. The record is from RefSeq and is a predicted model, not a curated record.